Messenger RNA from Lutzomyia longipalpis, 3523 nucleotides. RefSeq lists its product as uncharacterized. NCBI's taxonomy places the organism in Eukaryota, Metazoa, Arthropoda, Insecta, Diptera, Psychodidae. Gene Ontology annotation, cellular component: extracellular region. The transcript is spliced from 9 exons. The coding region runs from base 240 to 3377 and encodes 1045 amino acids. The record is from RefSeq and is a predicted model, not a curated record.
ACAACAAGUAAACUAUCGUUAUGUAGUAUGAUUUUCAAUUGAGAAAUUAAUAUGUGAAAACUCUCGGUACAAAAGCCGCUCGCCGCGAGUAGAAAAAUCAGUUUUUUAAAUGUAGUAGUGAAAAAAAAUUGCCCCACAAAAAUAAGCUUCUGAAUCAAUAAAUGUAUUUUUAUCACCGAGCAUUUUCCCUUGCAUCUGGAUCUCCUUGAUCCAUCAUUAACCUCCCACUAAAUUAAAAGAUGAUCGUAAGGAAUAUUCUGCUGUGUGUGAGCCUACUGGCACUUGUUAUUGUAAUUGAGACCGAUGCUGUUAUCAAUAGUGUACCAUCAGAUCUCAAUGGACCACCUCCAUUGGAAACUGUGAAGAUGUGGGAUUUACUUUACUAUGACUUCCCACCGCACUGGCCAAGUUCCAAUCCAGAUUUCUACAAUCCUGAGCAAGUUGUCGCCACGGGACUAGAAGUAACACAUGAUAGGAUUUUUGUUGCAACUCCACGUCUCUUUUCCGGAGUUCCUGCCACCUUGAGCUCCAUAUCGCGCAUUGAUCAUGGGGACUCGCCAGCCUUAAGUGCUUAUCCUGAUUGGAGUCAUCACGCGGCAGGAACGAAGAGCUACAAUUGCAGUGAUAUUGGCCUUGUUUCUGUCUACCGAAUGAAGCUGGAUCGAUGCAAUCGCCUAUGGGCUCUCGAUGCGGGUGUUUCGCGCUCACUGGAAGAUUUUGAAGUUACCUGCCCACCAAAGAUUCUUGUCUACGACACCGAUACGGACAAUGUCGUUCGAAGGAUUGAUUUUCCUUCAGAAGUUGUUCGUGGAGAAUCUCUCUACACAAAUCUCAUUAUUGACGACACCACAGCCAAGAGAGAAAAUCACUGUGACGACGUCUUCGUUUAUAUAACAGACACUGUGGAGCCAGCAAUUGUUGUAUACGACAGUGGCAAUGAUGUGACAUGGAGACUUUCCCAUCCAUCUAUGUAUCCCGAUCCCGAUUUUGCUGAAUCCACCAUACAUGAGCACAAAUUCACGCUAAUGGAUGGAAUUGUGGGAAUUGCAUUUGAUCGUGAUGCCAACAUGAUCUACUACCAACCCCUGGCCACGGAUAGAUUGUUUUCUGUAUCAACAGCAGCCCUUCGUAGUGGACCACUUCAGUGGGGAAAGGAGCUUCCUGUUAAACUUGUGGGACAUAAGAGUUCUCAGGGUUUGGGUAUUGCAUGUGCACCCAAAGGAGGAACCAUCUUCUUUAGUCCCUUCAGUGCAACUGCCAUUGGAGAGUGGAAUCCACUGAGCAAUUACCAAAACGUUGUUGCCCAUGAUGCCGAACGUCUUCAGUUCGUAGCAGACCUCAUGGCACCAUCCCGUGAUCCUGGAACACUCUACAUCCUCUCUUCCAAAUUCCACAGAUUCUUCCUCAAGAAUCUCGACUCUAGCGAAGUCAAUACGCGGAUAUUGAGAAUUCGCGGAGUAGUGUAUGAAUCCCCUGAUGAUGCAGAGAUCCUUCCUCUUGUCCAGCAAACUAUCCCUGUGCUUGCCACGACAAGUCCUCCCUUCAAGCCUAGAGUUCCGGGAUUUAAAAAUACCUUUGUGCUCAACCAUCCACUCACUCCAGCUCACCCUGGACGGCCAACAUCCUACAUUGAACGCUAUUUCGGAAGAUCCCAUCUUGAAACACCAUACAACUAUGAACCCGUGGGGGUGAUUAACAAACAAGUAUCGAGUCCAUUUGCCAGACUCAAUAUGGGAGAAAAACCACGACCAUCAUCUAUCCCAGCACCCAGCUCCGUCCAAGAGCUCCACAAAUUCGAUGGUGGGAAUGUGCUUUACACCACUAAGAUUGAGCACCACAGAGGUCCACCAUCGAGAGAUUACCGCGGUUACAGAUACACCCGACACUCCAAUCGCCAAGUUCUCUACAACAGUACUGUCCUCCGUGUCGUUGACAUUCAAACGGGUCAAGAAAUUUUACGCGGCAUUUUCAAUGUGUUUGCGGGAAAGUACCCAAUGGGUUUAACAUUUAUAAAUAUGAUGCCGAUUGGGAGGACGAUGCAUAAAUUUAUUAGCCUGUGCCUUGUAAUAGCACCGGUAUUGGGGCAGGUUUCGAAUUUGAAGAGCGUGGCAGAAUGGCGUGAUUUAGAAUAUGAAUUUCCAUCUGCUCAGCUUAGAGAAAAUGCAAUUGUCCAAGGAAAAUAUGUUGUAGGAAAUGGUGUACCCAUUGAUGUGGAUGUAGCUUAUCGCCAAAGUGGUGGAUCACUGAUCUUUGUGACGGUUCCACGCUUCGUGGAGGGUAUUCCCAUCACCUUGGGUACCAUCACCGGCAUGUCGACAUCCAAUGGGCCCAUGAUUCGUGCAUAUCCGGACUAUUCAUGGCAGAGUUCUCAUGGCAAGGACUGCAACGGCAUCACGUCCGUAUUUCGUGUAUUUGUGGACAAAUGCAAAAGACUCUGGGUACUAGACACGGGCAAGAUAGGCGACAAUCAAUUGUGCCAGCCUCAAAUUCUCGUCUUUGAUGUCAUGACUGAUCAGCUUAUUCAGCGCUAUCGUAUUCCAAAGGAUCAAUUCCUUGCCAAUUCGCUUCUUGUAACGAUCAUGGUUGACGUGAGAAAUGCACCACCAUUGGGUAGAUGUGAUCAGACGAUGGCCUACGUUACGGAUGUUACGGGAUUCGGUCUUAUUGUGUACGAUUAUAAGCGCCAUCGAUCGUGGAGGGUGCAGAAUAAACUCUUCUUCCCACAUCCAAAGUAUGGGACAUUUAACAUCAAGGGUGAUUCCUUUGAUCUCAUGGAUGGUGCUCUCGGUCUCGCUAUUUCUCCACAAGUCAUGAGAACUGCUAGGGGAGGCUAUGGACUUUUCUAUCCAGCCUAUGAUACACAGAAUGAUAUUCUUCCGCAAACAGAGCGUCUUCUCUUCUUCCAUGCCUUGGCUUCGGCUACUGAAAAUGCUGUACCGCUCUCCUUGAUUGAUAAUGCAACCAUUUGGCAGAAUAAUCCUGAUGAUAUGCCAAGAAGUUUUAGGGAAAUUGGACAUAGAGGAACUCAGAGUGCGGCUGAAGCCACGGAUGGGAAUGGAAAUCUCUUUUUUGGCCUCAUGAACCCAAUUGCCAUUGCCUGUUGGGAUACAAAUACCGAAUAUAACAAGAGGAACAUCAAGAUUGUGGCCCAAAAUGAUCAAACCCUUCAAUUUGCAAGUGGAUUGAAAAUUGUUUUGAAUGGACGUGGGGAAGAGGAGUUGUGGGUGUUGACAAGCAGCUUCCAGAAGACAAUGGCUGGCACAAGAAAUUUCCGUGAAAUUAAUUUCCGCAUUCAGGCUUUGCAAGUUCAUCAACUAUUGGGCGGUACCAGAUGCUCAGGAAAGGACACCAGUGGCUUUACAUUCCCAGAUUUCUGAAUAUCAUUUCCAUCCUUGCGCAAGUGAUUGCGUUUCUGCAUUUAUUUUCUCAUAGUGCCAGCAAAAUGUCAAUGAAAGUUAAUUGUUUAUAAAAAAAAAUAAUAAAGAGAUUUCCCAAAGAGUGGACGGUUCAUGAUAAGAUAAAA